UCAUUAACCGAAGAUGCAUCGAAAAGUGUAAUUCACCGUUUGAAAUGGGAUUACAGUGAUUUAAUAACGAAAAAUCGACAUUGUAAUGGAAAACUCGAUCGUUGUUUGUAAGGCAUUUCAAAUGUGCUAAUUCGUUAAGAUUAUUAGAGCUUUUAUAAUAAUUCACAUAAUGGCCUCAGCUAUGGAGCAACAACAGCAGCAACAGCAACAGCAAACCACCCUGGAGUUCUACCAGGCGAUGACUGAUUUUAAAAACAUGUUUCCACAAAUGGACGAUGAUGUGAUUGAGGCUGUAUUAAGAUCUAACCAAGGAGCUGUGGAUACCACCAUUGAUCAGUUACUUACUAUGAGUACAGACAAUGAAAACGAAAAGAUUAGAAGUGAAUUAGAACAAAACGAGAAAUCGCCAGGUACCUCUAAGCCACCCAAAGCAGAUUCAAACCUGACCCUGAGAAGUAUACGUAAAUGGCAACCCGCUUUACUAGGACCAUUACCAGAUACCUUUCUUAGACUUACACAGCAAGUUCCAGAAGAAAAUCUUGAUUUGUACUCAAAAGAGACUGCUAUGUUGGAAGAUGAAAGAAUUGCCAUGUUUCUUCAGAAUGAAGAAUUCAUGGCUGAAUUACGUUGGAACGAAGACUUCUUAUCAACCUUAGAAAGUGAUACAAAAAUACCAGGAACAAAUAUUGAGAAAUAUGGCCAAGGUGGUAACGAUGAUGAGGAUCUUUUCAAAGAAAGAUUAAAACACAUGGGCAAAGUAUCUCGACGCAAGUUUGCGCAACUUACAAAAGUGUUUACACGAAGUAAAAAGCGAGGAGGCAGGCAGUUACUGACACCGACAGCUUCUUGUGACGAUUUACUGAAUCCCGAGGAGUCAUCUAGAUCUCAGUCUUAGGAGUUUUACCGAUAUUCCCAGUUUUUAUUUAAGAAAGUCAGCUUCAGCAACUCAUACUUACAGUAAUGUGUCGUCCAAAAAUGAGGAAGAAGCAUAUCCGUAUUAACAUACUGAAACGGGAAAUUACAGGACAGAUUCGAAUGGAAAUUGAUUCGCUUAUAAAAAUUGUGUAAUCUAGAAAUCAGUUAGGAA
This is a messenger RNA of Dufourea novaeangliae, 1087 nucleotides long. RefSeq names its product CUE domain-containing protein 1. The coding region runs from base 170 to 895 and encodes 241 amino acids. The record is from RefSeq and is a predicted model, not a curated record. NCBI's taxonomy places the organism in Eukaryota, Metazoa, Arthropoda, Insecta, Hymenoptera, Halictidae. Gene Ontology annotation, molecular function: ubiquitin binding. The transcript has 5 exons.